This is a messenger RNA of Sphenostylis stenocarpa, 849 nucleotides long. NCBI's taxonomy places the organism in Eukaryota, Viridiplantae, Streptophyta, Magnoliopsida, Fabales, Fabaceae. The record is from the annotation of a GenBank genome assembly.
AUGCAACCCUUUGAACCCAAUUUCACCUUUUGCACCCCCAACACCUCAGUUUCACAACCCAUAAUACAAGGUUCAAUUUCACCAUCUGAUAUUUCUGUCACUGAUUACUUGCUACCCCCACAUGUUCAGCUUCAACAUCACAUGAACCAUAUCCGCCUUCAGAUGCCUCAGCUCACAUCUUUCUCCAAGCCUCCAAGGUCCUCAAAUCUAAGCAACCGCAAACCCUCCUUGAAAAACAUCACCAUCCCUUCCUUAACCUCAGGUCUUGUGCUGCCACGACACAUGGAAACAACAACAACGACAGUAGCUACAACCAUGAAUAACAACAACAAUAACCCAGUUUCUUCUUCUUCUUCUUCUUCUUCUUUAGAUGAUGCCAACAAUACCAACGAAGAUAAGCACUAUAGAGGGGUUAGGAGAAGGCCGUGGGGGAAGUUUGCUGCAGAAAUUCGGGACCCCAGUAGAAAAGGCUCAAGGGUGUGGCUUGGAACCUUUGACACAGCCAUAGAAGCUGCUAAGGCUUAUGACAAAGCUGCUUUCAAGAUGAGAGGGAGCAAAGCCAUAUUGAACUUCCCUUUGGAGGUUGGAGAGUCUGAAGAAUCAGUUUCAAGUUGCACCAAGGUUGGUGUGAAGAGAGAAAGAGAGGAAGAGAGUGAAGGGAACAAGUAUGAGGCAAGUGAGUUUAGCAGUAACAAUAGUAUCAAGCAGAUGAAGAAAGACGAUUCCUCUCCCAAAGGAGUGUGCCCUUUGACUCCCUCAUGUUGGAAAGGCUUUUGGGACACCGAUGUUAUGGGAACCAUCUUUAGUGUGCCUCCUCUGUCACCACUGUCUCCAUUGAUGGUUGUUUAA